AUGCAGAGCAUGCAGCGCCAGUUUGGUCGUAUGACCACAAAGCGCUCGGCGGACGAUAGCCAGGUCGCCGUGCUGCUGAAAGACAUCAAGGACGCGGAUCAGCUCUUGACUCAAAUCAUCGACUCCACCAAAGCCUGGCGCGAUGCCUGGACCUCCGUUGCGACACACCAAAGCCGCUUGGCGGAGGAAUUCGACGGCCUGUACGCUCCCAUUGUCGGGUCCUCGACCGCGCCCACCGCCCACCGACCCGUCGACACCGAUCCCAUGUUGCUGAGGCGGACAAACAAGCUGCGGCGAGAUUUUGAUGACCUGCGGAUCGAAUUGUCGCAGGAACUUAGGGACGUCGAGGCCCGCAUGACGAACCCCGCCGAACAGGCAAAGCAGUUCCUAUCGCCCAUAUGGAAGACGAUCAAAAAGCGUGAAGAGCGAAAGCUGGACUUCGAGCGCUACCAAAACAAGGUCGAUGGCUACAUGAAAAAGACCAAGCGUACCGACCGUGACAAUAUGGCUCUGGCCAAGGCCGAGACAGAGCUGGCCCAAGGCAAAGCAAACUACCAAGCUGCAGAUGAAGACCUCAUCCGGCGCCUGCCAAAGCUGAUCGCGCUCACGUUCUCCCUCAUUCCUAUCAUCUUGAAUGCGCAGAUAGAGAUCCAGAACCGUCUGCUGGGCCAGUACUACACAGCUCUGCAUGCCUACUGUGAGGGAGAAAGGUUCCCAUCGCCGCCACCGCCAAUGGACCAAAUCAUCAUGGACUGGGAGGACGCCCACUUCCCCAUCCGGAACCGCUUCGAGAGCUUUGACUGUCUGGCCCAGGGCAAAUCAAUCCGACAGACAUCAGCCGACCAGCCUGAAGAGAAAUCCAGCCGGUUCAACAUCCUCGGCAAGAGUCGCUCCAACGGCAACAUUCCCCAAAUCCCCUUCACCAGGAAACCCUCCCACCCCGCCCCAUCCUUUCAUGGCAGCUUGUCCCCGUCCCAACCUGAGGACAUGCCGCCCUCCCUGCCGAACAACAAGCCCCCGCCCCAAAGAUACCCAUCCCCUUCGCCUCCCGCUUCACUCAUGACGCGCCCCAGCACCCUCUCCAUCAACAGUUCCGCCGCCACCUCCCCACCAGCAUCGGACUACCAGCCGGCGACCCCCCAGCCGGGGUCGAUCCAAUACGCCCCUGCGGGUCCAAAAAUGGACUACUUCAGCCGCGAGCGCAACGCCGCGCCGUCGCCCGCCCAGACAGAUUAUACGAGCGUGAUCGCAAAAAAGAAGAAGCCCCCACCACCGCCUCGCGCGCUGCCGCAGAAAUUCGUCCGCGCCCUGUACGACUUCGACGGCCAGGGUCCCGGAGACCUUUCAUUCCGUGAAAACGACUGCAUCCGCAUCGUGCAGCGAACCGCCAGCACGGAUGACUGGUGGGAGGGCGAGUUGGCGGGUGUGAAGGGAUCCUUUCCUGCAAAUUACGUGGAGACUAUUUGA
This is a messenger RNA of Penicillium lagena, 1467 nucleotides long. Its product is annotated as BAR and SH3 domain-containing protein. The transcript has 4 exons. Bases 1 to 1467 code for a protein of 488 amino acids. The record is from RefSeq and is a predicted model, not a curated record. Gene Ontology annotation, cellular component: actin cortical patch; medial cortex; mating projection tip. Gene Ontology annotation, molecular function: protein binding; lipid binding. Gene Ontology annotation, biological process: actin cortical patch localization; plasma membrane tubulation; endocytosis. NCBI's taxonomy places the organism in Eukaryota, Fungi, Ascomycota, Eurotiomycetes, Eurotiales, Aspergillaceae.